This is a messenger RNA of Hyaena hyaena (striped hyena), 7804 nucleotides long. It is a transcript of the gene UNC79, whose product is annotated as unc-79 homolog, NALCN channel complex subunit. The transcript has 48 exons. NCBI's taxonomy places the organism in Eukaryota, Metazoa, Chordata, Mammalia, Carnivora, Hyaenidae. The record is from RefSeq and is a predicted model, not a curated record. Bases 16 to 7545 code for a protein of 2509 amino acids. Gene Ontology annotation, molecular function: protein binding.
ACUUUGCCCUACACGAUGAUAUCAACGUUAGCUACCUUUCCUCCAUUUCUGCACAAGGAUAUUAUUGAAUAUCUUAGCACAUCUUUUCUACCAAUGGCUAUAUUGGGCUCCUCAAGAAGAGAAGGUGUUCCUGCCCAUGUUAAUCUGUCUGCAUCAUCCAUGCUAAUGAUUGCAAUGCAAUACACAUCCAACCCAGUGUAUCAUUGUCAAUUAUUGGAAUGCCUCAUGAAAUAUAAGCAAGAAGUCUGGAAAGAUCUUUUAUACGUGAUUGCCUAUGGGCCUUCACAAGUGAAACCUCCGGCUGUACAAAUGCUAUUCCAUUACUGGCCCAAUUUAAAACCUCCUGGGGCAAUAAGUGAAUACAGGGGCUUGCAGUACACAGCUUGGAAUCCCAUCCACUGCCAGCACAUUGAAUGCCACAACGCAAUUAACAAGCCAGCUGUGAAGAUGUGUAUAGACCCCUCCCUGUCAGUAGCUCUAGGGGAUAAACCACCCCCAUUGUAUCUCUGUGAAGAAUGCAGCCAGAGGAUCGCGGGGGACCACAGUGAAUGGCUCAUUGAUGUGCUUCUGCCACAAGCUGAAAUAUCUGCUAUAUGUCAGAAAAAGAACUGCAGUUCCCAUGUAAGAAGAGCAGUUGUUACCUGCUUCUCAGCGGGGUGCUGCGGCCGUCACGGAAACAGGCCUGUGCGGUACUGCAAGAGAUGCCACUCGAAUCAUCACAGCAACGAAGUGGGGGCUGCGUCCGAGACCCACCUCUAUCAGACCUCCCCUCCGCCCAUCAACACUCGGGAAUGUGGUGCCGAGGAGCUGGUCUGCGCUGUGGAGGCCGUGAUCAGCUUGUUGAAAGAAGCCGAGUUCCAUGCCGAGCAGCGGGAAUAUGAGCUGAAUCGCCGGCGGCAGCUGGGACUUUCCUCUUCCCACCAUUCCCUGGAUAACACUGACUUUGACAACAAGGACGAUGAUAAACACGACCAGCGACUACUCAGUCAAUUUGGAAUAUGGUUUUUAGUGAGCCUCUGCACGCCCAGUGAGAACACACCUACGGAGAGCUUGGCCAGGCUGGUGGCCAUGGUGUUUCAGUGGUUUCACUCCACGGCAUAUAUGAUGGAUGAUGAAGUUGGAAGUUUGGUGGAAAAACUGAAGCCUCAGUUUGUCACCAAGUGGUUGAAGACCGUCUGUGAUGUUCGCUUUGAUGUCAUGGUCAUGUGCCUUCUUCCCAAGCCAAUGGAAUUUGCCAGGGUUGGUGGAUACUGGGAUAAAUCCUGCAGCACAGUGACUCAGUUGAAGGAAGGUCUCAACCGAAUUCUCUGCCUGAUCCCCUACAAUGUGAUCAGUCAGUCUGUGUGGGAGUGUAUUAUGCCCGAGUGGCUGGAAGCCAUCAGAACAGAAGUCCCAGAUAACCAGUUAAAAGAAUUCAGGGAAGUAUUAAGCAAAAUGUUUGACAUUGAGCUCUGUCCUCUACCUUUUUCAUUGGAAGAAAUGUUUGGCUUUAUUAGUUGUCGGUUCACAGGAUACCCUUCCUCUGUGCAGGAACAAGCUUUACUGUGGCUUCAUGUAUUAUCGGAGUUAGACAUCAUGGUUCCACUUCAACUAUUGAUAAGUAUGUUUUCUGAUGGAGUUAAUUCUGUUAAAGAACUGGCAAAUCAAAGAAAAUCAAGAGUCAGUGAACUGGCAGGGAACCUUGCAGCUCGAAGGGUGAGUGUCGCCUCUGAUCCUGGCCGACGAGUUCAGCACAAUAUGCUGAGUCCAUUUCAUAGUCCUUUUCAGAGUCCAUUUCGGAGUCCUAUGCGUAGUCCAUUUCGUAGCCCUUUCAAGAAUUUUGGACACCCAGGAGGAAGGACUAUUGACUUUGAUUGUGAAGAUGAUGAAAUGAAUCUAAAUUGUUUCAUCCUCAUGUUUGAUCUUCUCCUGAAGCAGAUGGAGUUACAAGAUGAUGGGAUCACCAUGGGUUUAGAGCACAGCUUAUCAAAGGACAUUAUUUCCAUUAUAAACAAUGUCUUCCAAGCCCCCUGGGGGGGCUCCCAUACCUGCCAGAAGGAAGAAAAGGCAAUUGAGUGUAACUUAUGUCAGUCUAGUAUUCUCUGCUAUCAGCUUGCUUGUGAACUGUUGGAGAGACUGGCUCCUAAAGAAGAAAGCCGGCUGGUGGAGCCCACAGACAGCCUUGAGGAUAGCCUUCUUUCUUCCAGACCAGAGUUUAUUAUAGGCCCUGAAGGUGAGGAGGAGGAGAAUCCAGCAACCAAGCAUGGGGAGAACCCGGGCAGUCGCGCUGAGCCCACGGAGCACACUGCAAUAAAGAAUGACACUGAGAGAAAGUUUUGCUACCAACAGCUUCCAGUAACUUUGAGACUAAUAUACACCAUUUUCCAGGAAAUGGCUAAGUUUGAAGAGCCAGACAUUCUUUUUAAUAUGCUCAAUUGCCUGAAGAUUCUCUGUCUACAUGGAGAGUGUUUAUACAUCGCUAGAAAACACCAUCCUCAAUUUUUAGCCUAUAUUCAGGAUCAUAUGUUGAUUGCAAGCCUGUGGAGAGUCGUCAAAUCUGAGUUCUCCCAACUGUCUUCAUUGGCAGUUCCUCUGCUUCUCCAUGCUUUGUCACUUCCUCAUGGUGCUGACAUCUUCUGGACAAUCAUAAAUGGCAAUUUCAACAGUAAAGACUGGAAGAUGAGGUUUGAAGCAGUGGAAAAAGUGGCUGUAAUUUGUAGAUUUUUGGAUAUUCACUCAGUGACCAAAAACCACCUGCUGAAGUACUCCCUGGCACAUGCCUUCUGCUGCUUUCUGACAGCUGUGGAGGAUGUGAACCCAGCAGUGGCCACCAGGGCCGGUCUCCUGCUUGACACCAUAAAGAGGCCAGCAUUGCAGGGUCUGUGUCUUUGUCUCGAUUUCCAGUUUGAUACUGUGGUUAAAGAUCGACCCACAAUACUGAGCAAGCUUUUACUCCUGCAUUUUCUUAAGCAAGAUAUUCCUGCUUUGAGCUGGGAGUUCUUUGUCAACAGAUUUGAGACACUUUCUUUGGAAGCUCAGCUACAUUUGGAUUGUAACAAAGAAUUUCCUUUUCCUACAACUAUCACUGCUGUAAGGACCAAUGUCGCCAACCUCAGUGACGCGGCAUUGUGGAAGAUCAAGAGGGCUCGUUUUGCGAGGAACCGCCAGAAGAGCGUGCGUUCUCUGAGAGACAGCGUGAAGGGGCCCGUGGAAUCCAAGAGGGCCCUCUCCCUCCCUGAGACCUUAACCUCCAAAAUUCGCCAACAGUCUCCUGAGAAUGACAACACCAUCAAGGACUUGCUCCCGGAAGAUGCGGGGAUCGACCACCAGACAGUUCACCAGCUAAUCACAGUGCUCAUGAAGUUCAUGGCCAAGGAUGAGAGCAGCGCCGAGUCAGACAUCAGCAGCGCGAAGGCCUUCAACACAGUCAAGCGGCACCUGUAUGUCUUACUCGGCUAUGACCAACAGGAAGGUUGCUUCAUGAUCGCACCCCAAAAAAUGCGCCUGUCAACUUGCUUUAAUGCAUUUAUUGCAGGAAUUGCCCAAGUUAUGGACUAUAACAUUAACUUGGGCAAACACCUUCUCCCUUUGGUGGUUCAGGUGCUCAAAUAUUGCUCUUGUCCUCAACUGCGGCAUUAUUUUCAACAGCCACCUCGUUGUUCCCUCUGGUCCCUAAAACCUCACAUCCGGCAGAUGUGGUUGAAGGCCUUGCUUGUCAUCCUUUACAAGUAUCCAUACCGAGACUGUGACAUCAGCAAGAUCCUGCUGCACCUGAUUCACAUAACAGUCAAUACACUCAAUGCACAGUAUCAUAGCUGCAAGCCCCAUGCCACGGCAGGACCUUUGUACAGUGACAACAGUAACAUAAGCAGAUACAGCGAGAAAGAAAAAGAAGAAGAUAGUGUUUUUGAUGAAUCUGAUAUUCAUGAUACACCUACUGGACCCUGCAAUAAAGAGUCUCAAACUUUUUUUGCAAGAUUGAAAAGAAUAGGCGGCAGCAAAAUGGUGAAAUAUCAGCCGGUUGAGAUGAAUGUUCAGAGAAGUGAAAUAGAACUGGCCGAAUAUAGAGAAACGGGUGCAUUACAAGACAGCAUUCUGCACUGUGUGAGAGAAGAAAGCAUUCAGAAAAAAAAGCUGCGCUCUUUAAAACAAAAAUCUCUUGAUAUAGGGAAUGCAGACUCCCUCUUGUUUACGUUAGACGAGCACCGGAGGAAGUCCUGCAUAGACCGGUGCGACCCAGAUAAGCCUCCUGCCCAUGCUGCUUACGUCAUGCAAAGACAUGACCACGGACGCCCGAGACAGAAUUCUGCUACCCGGCCUGAUGACCCCGAACUGCCCGAGAACCCCGCAAUGGAAAGUUUCCAGGAAGCUCGCAGGCCUGUGAUACCCGAAGUUCGGUUAAACUGCAUGGAGACGUUUGAGGUCAAGGUUGAUUCUCCUGUAAAGCCUGCUCCUAAAGAGGAUUUAGAUCUGAUAGAUUUGUCCUCUGAUUCAACGUCUGGGCCUGAGAAACGCUCGGUGCUCUCAACGUCUGACAGCGACUCUCUUGUGUUUGAGCCCCUUCCCCCUCUCCGAAUAGUAGAGAGUGACGAGGAGGAGGAGACCACGGGGCCGGGCCUGGGAAAUGAGGGGGCCUCUGCUAAGAAGGCCGCCUCCUCUCCCUCGGUCCCCAGUCCCCGCUCUGUCCCCAGCCUCAGCACCCCUCCCCUCGUGCAAGUAAGUGUGGAGGAUUGUUCCAAAGACUUUUCUUCCAAGGACUCAGGAAACCACCAGUCAGCAGGUGCCAUGGACUUGGCGCUCAUAGCUCUGGAGGACCCCGCAGACUCCGCAGAAUUCGCAAAGCAGGGGGAGCCGCAGGACUUGGCCUGUGGCAGCCCACUGACGCUGAAGCAGAAACGAGACCUCCUUCAGAAGUCAUAUGCUCUCCCUGAGGUGUCCCUGGAUGACAGCCCGGAGCCCAGUGUCCAGGAGGAGAAGCCCAGUGGGCCGAUGCCGAGUUCGGGGGCAAAAACUGUCCUCCUCAAAGUCCCCGAGGAUGCUGAGAAUCCAGUGGGAAGUGAGAAGGCUGACGCCAGCGCCGAGUCCGAUACAGAACAGAAUCCGGAGAGGAAGACGGAAGAGGAGGGAGCUGAGGAGUCCGAAUUCAAGAUCCAGAUUGUUCCCAGGCAGAGGAAACAGAGGAAGAUCGCAGUCAGUGCCAUCCAGAGAGAGUACCUGGACAUUUCCUUCAACAUUCUAGACAAGCUGGGGGAACAGAAAGAUCCAGAUCCCUCUACUAAAGGACUUUCAACUUUGGAAAUGCCACGAGAAUCCUCGUCUGCCCCAACAUUAGAAGCAGGGGUACCAGAAACCAGUAGCCAUUCCUCAAUAACAACUCAGUAUAGGCAGAUGAAAAGGGGAUCCCUGGGAGCUCUAACAAUGAGCCAGUUAAUGAAGCGACAGCUGGAGCAUCAGUCUAGCGCCCCCCAUAACAUCAGCAACUGGGACACUGAACAGAUACAGCCCGGGAAACGCCAAUGCAAUGUGCCAAUGUGCCUCAACCCUGACCUGGAGGGACAACCAUUGAGAAUGAGAGGCGCCACGAAAUCCAGCCUGCUGUCAGCACCCAGCAUCGUCAGCAUGUUUGUGCCGGCGCCCGAAGAAUUCACGGACGAGCAGCCGACGGUGAUGACAGACAAAUGCCAUGACUGUGGGGCCAUUCUUGAAGAAUAUGAUGAGGAAACCCUUGGGCUGGCCAUUGUGGUCCUUUCCACAUUCAUUCACUUAAGCCCAGACUUGGCAGCCCCUCUCUUGCUGGAUAUAAUGCAGUCUGUGGGAAGAUUGGCAUCCAGCACUACUUUUUCCAAUCAAGCGGAAAGCAUGAUGGUUCCUGGCAAUGCAGCGGGGGUGGCCAAGCAGUUCCUACGCUGCAUCUUCCAUCAGCUGGCCCCCAACGGCAUCUUCCCGCAGCUCUUCCAGAGCACGAUCAAAGAUGGGACUUUCUUACGGACCUUAGCCACGUCUCUCAUGGACUUCAAUGAGCUGAGCUCUCUCGCUGCUCUCAGUCAGCUCCUGGAGGGUCUAAAUAACAAAAAGAAUUUACCAGCAGGGGGUGCUAUGAUACGCUGUUUGGAAAACAUUGCUACCUUCAUGGAAGCUUUGCCCAUGGAUUCUCCUAGCAGCCUCUGGACCACAAUCAGCAACCAGUUUCAGACGUUUUUUGCCAAGCUGCCUUGUGUUUUGCCUCUGAAGUGUUCUUUAGAUUCCAGUUUGAGAAUUAUGAUUUGCCUCUUGAAGAUACCCUCUACCAAUGCCACAAGGAGUCUGUUGGAACCAUUUUCAAAGCUGCUCAGCUUUGUAAUUCAGAAUGCCGUCUUCACGUUGGCCUACCUGGUGGAGGUGUGUGGUUUGUGUUACCGAGCUUUCACGAAGGAGCGGGAUAAAUUCUACUUGUCUCGUAGUGUUGUUCUGGAGCUCCUGCAGGCGCUGAAGCUCAAAUCCCCUUUACCAGACACAAACCUCCUUCUCCUUGUCCAGUUUAUUUGUGCAGAUGCUGGAACCAAACUAGCUGAGUCCACAAUCCUGAGCAAGCAGAUGAUUGCCUCCGUACCUGGAUGUGGGACAGCCGCGAUGGAGUGUGUGAGGCAGUACAUCAACGAGGUACUGGACUUCAUGGCGGACAUGCACACCCUCACCAAGCUGAAGAGCCACAUGAAGACAUGUUCCCAGCCUCUGCAUGAAGAUACGUUUGGUGGACACCUCAAAGUCGGGCUGGCUCAAAUCACAGCCAUGGAAAUCUCACGGGGCAACCACAGGGAUAACAAGGCUGUGAUUCGCUACCUGCCGUGGCUCUAUCAUCCCCCUUCCGCCAUGCAGCAAGGGCCGAAAGAAUUCAUCGAGUGUAUCUCCCGCAUCCGUCUGCUGUCCUGGCUUCUCCUGGGCUCCCUCACUCAUAAUGCAGUGUGUCCAAACGCCUCCUCCCCGUGCCUGCCCAUACCUCUGGAUGCCGGCUCUCAUAUUGCAGACCAUCUCAUUGUCAUCCUGAUUGGAUUUCCAGAGCAAUCAAAGACCUCCGUGCUGCAUAUGUGUUCUCUCUUCCACGCAUUUAUCUUUGCUCAGCUCUGGACAGUAUAUUGCGAACAAAGUGCCGUAGCUACAAAUGUCCAAAGUCAGAAUGAAUUCAGCUUCACGGCCAUCCUGACCGCGCUGGAGUUCUGGAGCAGGGUGACACCCAGCAUCCUUCAGCUGAUGGCUCACAACAAAGUGAUGGUAGAGAUGGUGUGCCUCCAUGUGAUUAGUUUAAUGGAGGCAUUGCAAGAAUGCAAUUCAACAAUUUUUGUCAAGCUGAUACCUAUGUGGUUGCCAAUGAUUCAGUCAAAUAUCAAGCACUUAUCCGCCGGACUCCAGCUUCGCCUCCAGGCCAUUCAGAACAACGUGAACCACCACAGCCUCCGGGCGCUGCCGGGCUCGGCCCAGAGCAGCGCCGGCCUGGCGGCCCUUCGCAAGUGGCUGCAGUGCACCCAGUUCAAGAUGGCCCAAGUGGAGAUCCAGUCCUCGGAGGCAGCCUCUCAGUUUUAUCCUCUAUGAGCGGACUCCUCGGCUCUCAGCGUCAACACUCUGGUUUAGCAAUAAUGGGUUUCCAAACAAAACAAUUUGAUCCAAGCAGGCUGGGGAACACACUGGUACUGUCCAUUCUCUUUCUAGUCUAGUAAAAGACGUGCAAAGGCCAGAGAAGGCCAACAAUGAAGCUUUCUUGCUACACAUAUUUCUGAUGACUCCUUGGGCUAUCUGAUUAAGUGUUUCCUUACAUUAUUUUUUAAAAAAAAAAAAAAAACAAAUCAUUUUU